Molecule: messenger RNA, 3064 nt
Organism: Stegostoma tigrinum
Lineage: Eukaryota; Metazoa; Chordata; Chondrichthyes; Orectolobiformes; Stegostomatidae
Product: solute carrier family 25 member 53-like
Exons: 2
Coding region: 680-1537 (285 amino acids)
Source: RefSeq, a predicted model, not a curated record
AUCUUUGGACUGUGGGACGCAGACACAGGGAGAAUGUGCCGACUCCGCACAGACAGUUACCCGAGGCUGGAAUCGAACCCGGGUCUCUAGAGCUGUGAGGCUGCAGUGCUAACCACUGAGCCACCGUGCCGCCCUAGGGCAGAACGAGAUGAAUGGCUUCACUCCCCCGCCUGUGGGAUGGUUUCCUUCGUUUCGAGCCUGGUUGUAUAUGAACGCAAUUUGAUGGUGGUUUGAACAGUGUUCUUCAUUUCGUCUGGUUGUCACAUCCCAACUAGAAUAGAAGGUACAACGACGAGGAAAAACAAAUACAAUUUAUUAAUUAAGCUCCAGUUGCUUUCGGGAGGCGCACUUGAAACAACACCUCAAACUAUUUUUUAAAACCUUCCGAAGAGGAAUAAUCUCCCAACGCAAUCUUACACGUAUUAUCUCAUGCUCUCCGGCCCGAUUGUCGUUCAAUCAGAGCAUGAGCCUGCCUGUCACUCCACAGAAUAGCCCAAUCAAAAUUGGAGGGAAUGGACCUGUCCUCUGAGUUGGUACUGCGCUCAUCAUGUAAAGAUUGACUGUGAAGGUUAAUAGGAAAACCAGGGGGAAUCGAAAAUACUCAUCAUAGCAGCUGUCAACGAUUUUAGACCAACAUCCUCAAACAUUAAAUGCCGAAUUCAAGCAAGAAAAAUUGAAAAUGCAGCAGGAUUCUGAAGACUCAGUGGCAGACUCACUGAAGAACUGUGGAAUUGGAGCUAUCUCUAGCUGUCUUGCGACAUUUCUGACGUUUCCAAUUCACAAGACAAUUUUCCGACAGCAAAUCCAUGGUUUUGUUAUCCGAAAAGCUGUCACUCAACUCUGUCAAGAAGGCCUUAUCAAGUUUUACAGAGGAAUUCUUCCUCCACUCCUAGCCAAGACCAUCCAAGGUACCUUGCUGUUUGGUGUUUACGAUAGCCUCAUUAGAAAUAUCUCAACAGAGGAUACAUAUUUGUACCAUCGCUGCAUUGCAGGAUCCCUAUCUGGAAUCAUCGAAGCAUUGGCCUUGACCCCAUUUGAACGUGUCCAAAAUGUCCUUCAGGACCACAGGAAAGAUGUCAAGUUUCCCAAUACCCAUAGUAUCCUAAAGGAGUUUAAUUCUUACAGCUUUAAAAAUAAGUUACAACUUGGGUACUAUCGAGGCUUCCUCUCCAUUCUCCUGAGGAAUGGAACAGGCAGUGCCCUUUAUUUUUCUUUCAAAGACCCAGUUAAGGAUUUAUUCUUGGAGCGAGGCAUACCUAGUGGCAUUUCUGCUUUUGUUUCUGGGAGUUUCAAUGGAAUGAUGGUGUGUUUCAUCCUCUAUCCACUUAGUGCAGUGAUUGCAAACGUGCAGUCUCACAUUGGAGAAAAGAAAAUGAGCCUUUGGAAUUUCAUUGCAAAAUUCUGGGUAUCUCGUGCCCGAAGCUUGUUGUACAUAUACAGAGGUGGUUCCCUGGUCAUACUGAGGUCCUGCAUAACCUGGGGAAUAACCACAACUAUUUAUGAAUUUUUAAAGGCAUCACAUUUUUCUGAAAAUUAGUGCUAUUUAGAAUAAUUUAAGAUUUCUUUUUCUGGACAAACUGAGUAACCCAUACAUUUUUCAGGCUAUUUAGAAUAACUUUGAUGAACAUAUACGGAAUUGUAUAACAACAUUUGGAAAUGACAGAGUUAUAAAGUGUUGUAAUUUGGUAGAGAGAGCAAGACAUUCUGAGUCUUUAAUUCUGAACAAGAUUCUUAUUAGAAUCAAAAUGUUAGCUUGAUCCAUAGAGAAAAAUCAGAGUUAACAUUUUGGGCCCAGUGACCCUUCCUCAGAACUGAUGGUAGCUAGGAAAAUGUUUGUUUUUAUGCAGAAGAUAGGAUGGGGAUAAGGAUUAAAUGAUGGGUAGAGAUAGAGUCCAAGGAGAAAGGUGAACAGUUGGACAGACAAAGGAGUGAUUAGCCUAGGAGAAUGAAUAGCUACUAAUGGGUUCUACUAAUGGCUAACAAUGGGUCAUGUAUAAUAGUGCACCAUGUGACAACAAGGCCAGGUAUGUGCGAGUUGGUGUAUGGACAUGGAAGAAGGUGCCUCAAGCUAUAAAAUUGUUGAAUUGUUGAAAAUUUGAUACUGUGAGUGGAAAAAGAAUAUCAUGCAAAGACUUUGCAAAGGAAGAAACUUUCCAACUCAAACCGAGACCUAGGUCCAAAGGAUUAACUGAAUUGAGGAUCUUCGCAGUUGACAACAGCUUGAUAGCAUCACCAAAAAUAAAAGACCCGUGGGGAAGUCACUUAAUUCUGCCUCUUUUGAGUUGAAUCUCUCAACCACAGACUUUGUUCCUUUUUGCCAAUAUUUUGCACCCUCAAUUUUCCUGAAAGAACUCUCACCUCUCCUGCCUGACUUUUUUGUGAAUGGAUGUGUGCAUUGUUGGAUUUAAAGGGGUAUAAUUGAAGUUUGCGUAUUCAUAAUUAAAAAUACAUUUUGCUAUGUUAGAGGCUAAAUUUGUAACAAUGAAUAAGUUUCUGUUUUCUUGUUCUUUGAUGAAACCCAGGAUAAGUUUCAUUCAUCUUGAAUAGUGGUACACUCAGAUUAAAUUGCUCAGAAUUCUCACUCAUGAUUCAUGGAACAAUAGGGUUUGAUUUCCAGCACAUUCUUCCCAUUACGUCAUGACACACUAUUCUCCUGCUGUGAUCCCAUUUUUCAUCUCCAAUAACAUGAACUCAUCCAAAUUAUGCUAUCCAGUGUCUGUAACUUGCACCGAGUUUCAUUCACACAUUAUUGCUGUGCUUACUGACCUAAUAGUCUGGAACCCCUUAGUUUUCAAUUUUUUAUCCUUUGUUUCACCCAUAUACCUGUAAUAUCGUCUGGUCCCACAAUUUUCCUAUCCCACACUGACCUAUCUGAGCUCAUACAAUCCUGGCCACUUGCACAUUCUUGAUUUUAAUUGAUCCAGCAUUGGCAGCCAUGUCUUUGACUGCCUAGGCCUUGAAACCCAGAAUUCUUUCCAAUUCUUGACUCAUGCACAACUUUCUUUAGAACCUACCUCUUUGUUCAAGCUAUAGAGAUAACAAAGUGUGAAGGUGGAUGAACACA